Rangifer tarandus platyrhynchus (Svalbard reindeer) is the source of this 2808-nucleotide messenger RNA. Lineage: Eukaryota; Metazoa; Chordata; Mammalia; Artiodactyla; Cervidae. The record is from the annotation of a GenBank genome assembly.
AUGGCUUCGUCCAGCUCCUCCAGCACCUCAGGCGGCCCCAUCGCCAGAGGAUCUCGAAGGAGGAGGCUCGUUCUGAAGCUGAGCCAGAAGGACACCCUGCAAGCGCUCUUUCAACAGAACCCCUACCCUGGGAUAGCGACCAGAGAACGACUGGCCCGAGAGCUUGGCAUUGCCGAAAGCAGAGUUCAGGUCUGGUUUCAGAACCAACGAAGAAGACGGUUAAAGCAGAGCCGAUCGCCGUCUGCAAAUAUGCGCCAAGACGGGGAAGGGGCGCCAGGAGAGGCCAGGAGAAAGAGGACAGCCAUCUCUCCUUCUCAAACAAGGAUCCUUGUGCAAGCCUUCACGAGGGAUCGCUUUCCAGGGAUUGCCGCCAGGGAAGAACUGGCUCGUCAGACGGGAAUCCCAGAACCUCGAAUCCAGAUAUGGUUUCAAAACCGAAGAGCUCGGCACCCCCAGCAGAGAGCAAGGGGGCCUGGCAAUGCGCCUUCCCCGGGGGCUGCUGCGGAUGCAGGAGCACACCCUGCCCUCCCAGGCACAGCCAGCAUCCUAGAAGAGUUCGUGGAGGCCACAGGCAUCCCGGACACGCAGGCGCCUUCCCCGGGGGCUGCUGCAGAUUCAGAAAUAUGGUUUCAAAACCGAAGAGCUCGGCACCCCCAGCAGAGCGCAAGGGGGCCUGGCAAUGCGCCUUCCCCGGGGGCUGCUGCGGAUGCAGGAGCACACCCUGCCCUCCCAGGCACAGCCAGCAUCCUAGAAGAGUUCGUGGAGGCCACAGGCAUCCCGGACACGCAGGCGCCUUCCCCGGGGGCUGCUGCAGAUUCAGAAAUAUGGUUUCAAAACCGAAGAGCUCGGCACCCCCAGCAGAGCGCAAGGGGGCCUGGCAAUGUCCGGGCCCGAGGACCAGGCGGCGCAUCGGCCACGACCGCUCCUGCUCCAGAGGACCGAAGGGCCCCACCCGCUGUCCACAGCACCUCUCCUCCCCUUGGCCCCUCUCAGACACAGGAGAGCAUGCCACCCUUGGCUGCAGCCGCUCCUUUGGGCGCCCCCACCUUCUGGGUGCCCGGGACUGCCUCUGGGGUCUGUGUGGGCCAGCCGUUGAUGUUCUUCGUGAUCCAGCCCAGCCCGAUGUCUCUCCAGCCAAGUGAGAAGCCACCACCUCCUCCCCAGGUAGCAGUGCCCUGGGCCGCGUGCUCCCCUGCUGACACGGCCCCUUGGCAGCCUGGGCCAGGGGCCAUCCUGCCGCCUCUACAGCCUGAGACACACAUCAGGCGGAGGCCAGAGUCACCCGUUGCUGAAGGCACGGCCCCUCUGCUAGAGCCACAGCCCCAUCCGCCCAGCCUUCCAAGAUCGACAAGCCUCCUAGAUGAGCUCUUGGCGGCCACAGGCAUCCUGGAAACGCAGGCGCCUUCCGCGGGGGACGCUGCAGAUGCACGAGACACGCCCUGGUCUUCACCGCGGGCCGCUGCGGACGAAGAAGGAGUUGAGGCAAUCCUGGAGGCACCCCUCAGAGAGGAGGAUUACCAGGCACUCCUGGACAUGCUGCCAGGCUCCCCAGCCAUCUCUCCUUCUCAAACAAGGAUCCUUGUGCAAGCCUUCACGAGGGAUCGCUUUCCAGGGAUUGCCGCCAGGGAAGAACUGGCUCGUCAGACGGGAAUCCCAGAACCUCGAAUCCAGAUAUGGUUUCAAAACCGAAGAGCUCGGCACCCCCAGCAGAGCGCAAGGGGGCCUGGCAAUGUCCGGGCCCGAGGACCAGGCGGCGCAUCGGCCACGACCGCUCCUGCUCCAGAGGACCGAAGGGCCCCACCCGCUGUCCACAGCACCUCUCCUCCCCUUGGCCCCUCUCAGACACAGGAGAGCAUGCCACCCUUGGCUGCAGCCGCUCCUUUGGGCGCCCCCACCUUCUGGGUGCCCGGGACUGCCUCUGGGGUCUGUGUGGGCCAGCCGUUGAUGUUCUUCGUGAUCCAGCCCAGCCCGAUGUCUCUCCAGCCAAGUGAGAAGCCACCACCUCCUCCCCAGGUAGCAGUGCCCUGGGCCGCGUGCUCCCCUGCUGACACGGCCCCUUGGCAGCCUGGGCCAGGGGCCAUCCUGCCGCCUCUACAGCCUGAGACACACAUCAGGCGGAGGCCAGAGUCACCCGUUGCUGAAGGCACGGCCCCUCUGCUAGAGCCACAGCCCCAUCCGCCCAGCCUUCCAAGAUCGACAAGCCUCCUAGAUGAGCUCUUGGCGGCCACCGGCAUCCUGGAAACGCAGGCGCCUUCCCCGGAGCCCGGUGCAGAUGCAGGAGUGCACCCUGCCCUGCCAGACCCACCCAGCUUCCUAGACGAGCUCUUGGAGGCCACGGGCCUCGGGUCCUCGCAGGCGCCUUCCCCGGGGGCCGCUGCAGAUGCAGGAGCACACCCUGCCCUGCCAGGCACACCCAGCUUUCUAGGCCAGCUCUUGGAGGCCACGGAUAUUGCGGCCUCGCAGGCGCCUUCCCUGGGGCCCUAUGCAGAUGCAGGAGCACACCUCGCCCUCCCAGGCUCACCCAGCCUCCAAGAUGAGCUCCUGGCCGUCACAUGCAUCCCGGGCUCGCCGGGUCCUUCCCUGGGGUCCUCUCCUGUCAUCCCAGGGUACCAUCCAGCCCUCCCCGGGUCUCCCAGCCUCCUAGAGGAAAUCAUGGCUGCCUCGUCCAUCCAGGACACGCCCUGGUCUUCACCGCGGGCCGCUGCGGACGAAGAAGGAGUUGAGGCAAUCCUGGAGGCACCCCUCAGAGAGGAGGAUUACCAGGCACUCCUGGACAUGCUGCCAGGCUCCCCAGGCCCUCGGGCUUAG